AAUGAACUAGUGGAUGGAAGGCGCGAAGCGUAACGAGUCUUCCGUGUCAGACCGACCCAAAGCGGUACCCAUCUUCAAAUACGACGUCGUCGCGCGUGGCUUCUUCUCCUUCCCUAAUAACCCAACCCAAAUCGAGUUAGGGUUAGGUUUUUACGAAAUCAGAAAACACAAAUCACUUCACAAUUUACUCUCCAUUAAUCACUAUAAUUCGAUUAAUCCUCUAAACGAUCUAUAUCUCCUCUUUAAUUCCUCAAUUUCUUCAUUCGAUUUCAUCACCAGCAGAUAGAACACGCUUCAUCUUCUAUAUCACAACAAUCGUUCAGUGGCAGUGGCGGUGGUUCAUUGGGAUCUUGGUGCUUGUGAAUUAGCUGAUUCAGAAUGAAAGAAGAGGAAGAAGAUAGAGCUCUGUUAAGUAGUCUUGGAGUUACAUCAGCAAACCCGGACGAACUUGAACAUGAUAUAUUAGAACAGGCAAGAAACCAUGCUGAACAGGGCAGCCAAGUGGGAGUUACCAAUGAACCAUCAUCUGCCAGCCAAACAGAUGUUCUCAAUAGAUUAAGAGCUGUAAACGUUGAAAUAGAUGCUGUUGCAUCCACAAUCGAAGAUGUGAAAAACAUUUCAAGAACCGAAGAACGAGGAAACGAUAACGAUGAUGAGAGUGAACCGUUAGAUGGAAAAGAAAGCAUUCUGCAGGCUUCUAAUGAUCUAACCCUUCAACAUGCUCUAGCAACCGACCGAUUGGAAAGCCUAAAGAGGACAAAGGCUCAACUCGAGAAACAAGUUGCAAGUCUCGGAAAUGGAUCUAAAGUUGGUAAACAGGAAAGCAUCUUGAAAUAUCUUGUUAAAGAAGAACCAACUCACAAGCGGAAGCAGAAAGAAGUUCCAAAAACAGGUAAGAAAUCGAAGCGACAUAAAACAGUAGCCUUUAGUGACGAUGGUGAUUUCGAUGCUGUUUUAAACGCAGCCUCUGCUGGAUUCGUUGAAACAGAAAGAGAUGAGUUGGUUAGGAAAGGAAUUCUAACUCCGUUUCAUAACCUAAAAGGAUAUGAACGUCGAAUUACGGAACCAGGCCCAUCUAAUGCAACUGAAGAAGUCAAUAAAGUCAAUGAUUUUUCGUCUGCCAGCAUAUCAAGAACUGCUAAGUUAAUAUCAGAGGCUGCAAAGGCUCGUCCUACAACAAAGCUAUUAGAUCCAGAUUCCUUACCAAGACUUGAAGCGCCAACACGUCCUUUUCAAAGACUUAGAACCCCUUAUAAAAAUCCGCAGUCUCAGAAAAACAAUGGAGAAAAGUCUAAAGAUUCAAAUAGGAAAAAAGGGCGGCCUUUGCCUGAGAAGAGAUGGAUGAAACGAGCAUCUCGUGAGCAGAAUCUUUCUGAAGAAACGGAUGACACAAGAGGCUCUAGUAUCGAAGAUGAUAAUCAAGAAAUCGAUGAAGAAGCAGAAGAAGGUGAUGAAGCUAGUUUUGUGAAACUAGAAGGUGGAUUAAACAUUCCAGAUUCUAUUUUCAGUCAACUAUUUGACUAUCAAAAGGUUGGUGUACAGUGGUUAUGGGAGCUUCAUUGUCAAAGAGCCGGUGGAAUAAUAGGAGACGAAAUGGGCCUCGGAAAAACCAUUCAAGUUUUAUCAUUUCUCGGCGCUCUACAUUUCAGUAAAAUGUAUAAACCGAGUAUAAUCAUAUGUCCCGUCACACUUUUACGGCAAUGGAAACGAGAAGCAAAAAAAUGGUAUCCAAACUUUCAUGUGGAAAUACUGCAUGAUUCCGCUCAAGAUUCCUCGUAUAAGAAGAAACAAGCAAAAUCAGAUGAGAGUGAUUACGAAACCACCGAGAGUGAAGAAGAAGAAGAAGAAAAAAAAAUAUAUUCAAAAAGCAAGAAAUGGGAUUCGUUAAUAAACCGUGUUUUGAGAAACGAAGCUGGUUUGUUGAUUACCACGUAUGAGCAGUUACGGAUUCUUGGAGAAAAACUGCUUGAUAUUGAAUGGGGAUAUGCGGUAUUAGAUGAAGGACAUAGAAUAAGAAACCCUAAUGCGGAAGUUACGUUGGUUUGCAAACAGUUGCAAACCGUUCAUCGUAUUAUAAUGACGGGUGCACCUAUUCAGAACAAGUUAAGUGAACUUUGGUCGUUGUUUGAUUUUGUAUUUCCUGGAAAAUUGGGUGUUCUGCCCAUAUUUGAAGCCGAAUUUGCGGUUCCGAUUUCUGUUGGUGGUUACGCUAAUGCGUCACCUUUGCAAGUAUCCACUGCUUACAGAUGUGCAGUUGUUCUACGUGACUUAAUAUUGCCGUAUCUUCUUAGAAGAAUGAAAGCAGAUGUAAACGCACAACUUCCAUCAAAAACCGAACACGUAUUGUUUUGCAGUCUUACAUCAGAUCAACGAUCUCUGUACCAAUCAUUCCUUGCCAGCUCAGAAGUCGAACAAAUUUUCAACGGAGAAAGAAACUCACUUUACGGAAUCGACGUAAUGCGUAAAAUUUGCAAUCAUCCCGAUUUACUUGAAAGAGAACACGCAGCCCAAAAUCCAGAUUACGGAAACGAAGAACGAAGCGGGAAAAUGAAAGUUGUUAAACAGGUACUCAAGGUUUGGAAAGAACAGGGUCAUAGGGUUCUUCUUUUUGCACAGACGCAACAGAUGCUUGAUAUUCUUGAGAACUUUUUGAUCGGUGAGUGUUAUACGUAUAGACGGAUGGAUGGGUUGACACCGGUGAAACAGAGGAUGGCUUUGAUGGACGAAUUUAAUAAUUCUGAUGAGAUUUUUAUAUUUAUUUUGACGACUAAAGUUGGUGGGCUCGGGACGAAUUUGACCGGUGCCAAUAGAGUCAUCAUCUUUGACCCUGAUUGGAAUCCGUCCACUGACAUGCAGGCGAGAGAGCGUGCAUGGCGUAUUGGUCAAACAAAAGACGUAACAGUUUAUAGACUAAUAACCCGUGGAACAAUAGAGGAAAAAGUGUAUCAUCGACAAAUAUACAAACAUUUUUUAACCAACAAAAUCUUAAAAAAUCCACAACAGAAAAGAUUCUUCAAGGCCCGAGACAUGAAAGAUCUCUUCAGAUUAAGUGAUGAUAGAGAUAACGGCAGUACCGAAACAUCUAAUCUUUUCAGUCAGUUAUCUGAAGAUGUGAAUAUUGUUGCUUCUAAUGCAAGUACUCAAACGUUAAAUGGAGCAGCAAUUGUCAACAACGAGAAUCCUGCAACAGACACUAGUAAGUCAUCCCGGAAGAAAGAAAAAGAAAAAAUCGAUGAUUGCAACGAAGGGGCCGGCGAGGAAACAAAUAUUUUGAAAAGUCUUUUUGAUGCUCAGGGGAUUCAUAGUGCGGUGAACCAUGAUUUAAUUAUGAAUGCUAAUGAUGAGGAAAAGGUGAGGCUUGACGAACAAGCUUCUCAAAUUGCACACCGAGCAGCCGAAGCGUUACGUCAGUCAAGAAUGAUUAGAAGCCGAGAAAGUAUUUCAGUCCCGACAUGGACCGGUAAAUCUGGAACCGCAGGCGCACCUGGACCGUCUGUAACCAGGAAAUUUGGGUCAACCGUGAACACCAAAUUGAUUACCAGAACCCGAACCGAUGAAGGGUCGUCGUCCAACAACAAACGGUUUGUUGCCGGUGCGUCGGGUGGUAAAGCACUAUCGUCAUCUGAAUUACUUGCUAAGAUUAGAGGAACCCACGAGCAAGCGGUUGGUGAUGCACUUGACCAGCAAUUGUGUGCGGGUGCGAGUUCGAGUUCCAAUGGUCGGACCCGGUCAACUCGUAACUUGGGCGGGGUGCAACCCGAGGUUUUGAUCCGUCAAAUUUGUACUUUUUUACAGCAACGAGAUGGAAUCAGUGAUUCUGCUAGUAUAGUGAAGCAUUUUAAAGAGAGGAUUCCAACCGAAGAUUUGCCUCUAUUUAAGUCUCUUUUGAAAGAGAUUGCUACUUUAGAGAAAAACCCGAAUGGGUCAUCCUGGAUAUUAAAACCUGAGUAUCGUUAACACUGAUUAACGAUUCCCAACGUUUAAUUUUUGGAGGUACCGGCCAAAAUGGGUUUGCCGUUUGCCUUGUAUGGGUCGCUUUAGAGAAAAAAGUGAGUGCACCUGCAAGAUCGCUUUUACGGUGACUGGUUGCGACAAUGGUGGUGUCGGUGACGAUGGAUAUGAUAGGCGGCUAGUAGCGAUAAUGGUGGUAUCGGUGACGAUGGAUAUGAUUGUGGUGGCGAUGGUUAUAGAGAUGAUGAAUAUGGCCGGGGUGACGAUGGUGGAAAAUGGGUUACGGGGGACAAUGGUAUGUGGAGGUGGGGGUUGUGGAGGCGAUGUGGUGACAAUUAAAGGGGCAAUGGCGGUGGGAUGGCCGUGGAAGAGGUGGCGGCGGCAAGAUGCGAUGGUGGUCGUGACAAAAUUUCUUUUACCAGAUCAACUCACUUAGAAAGAAAAAAAAGCCCAAGUUGAAAGAGUCAUAGGCGAAACUCACUUAGAAAGAAAAAAAAGCCCAAGUUGAAAGAGUCAUAGGCGAACGAAUAAGGUAAUUGUCGAACGAAUAUAUUAGCUAUUCUUUCCAUUAGGAGUCGAUACUCUUGACAACAAUGAUUUAGUUUUGAUUUUAGGUUAUGGAAACUCUUACUGGCAUGCUAUUGUCUUUUAUAAAUGAUUAUCCGUUGUGGUGGGUUUGGGUUUUGGCGGUGGGUCUUGGUCGCCGGAAGAGAAGAGGAAAUGAGACGAGAGGGAAAGAGGAGGUAAUUGUGGGGACUCAAAGAAAGAAGAAGAAAAUUACAGGGUAAGGUUGUUAAUCUUACUAAGAAAUUGUACAAAGACUCUUUUGUCCUCAUAGAAUUGUGAAAUUAUCGUUUAUCCCCCCAAUUUGUUAUCUUUUAACUAGAAAAGUCAACUGAGUUAGUGUUGCUUUUUAGACAAGGGGAACACAAGCUUCCAAAAUCUCACAGGGGGACUUAAGAGGACACCGCCUGAUUAGGUCAGGGACGCAAAUUUCAGUUUACUCAAUAAUUUAUAUCAAUUUUUGUUCUC
Messenger RNA from Helianthus annuus (common sunflower), 4983 nucleotides. RefSeq names its product protein CHROMATIN REMODELING 8. Gene Ontology annotation, biological process: transcription-coupled nucleotide-excision repair. Gene Ontology annotation, molecular function: ATP-dependent chromatin remodeler activity; ATP binding. The record is from RefSeq and is a predicted model, not a curated record. NCBI's taxonomy places the organism in Eukaryota, Viridiplantae, Streptophyta, Magnoliopsida, Asterales, Asteraceae. The transcript has 9 exons. The coding region runs from base 379 to 3957 and encodes 1192 amino acids. Gene Ontology annotation, cellular component: nucleus.